Messenger RNA from Limulus polyphemus (Atlantic horseshoe crab), 377 nucleotides. RefSeq names its product notch-regulated ankyrin repeat-containing protein-like. The record is from RefSeq and is a predicted model, not a curated record. Gene Ontology annotation, cellular component: cytoplasm. The annotation marks the transcript as partial. Gene Ontology annotation, molecular function: enzyme inhibitor activity; phosphatase regulator activity; protein binding. Lineage: Eukaryota; Metazoa; Arthropoda; Merostomata; Xiphosura; Limulidae. The transcript has a single exon.
AUGACUGUCAGAUCUAACACUGAAACUGAUAACACGUCCACUGUUCCGAGCGAAGCGGACAACAGACGAGAGAGUCUCGAAACCAACCCGUCCUACCAAGAGAUAUUCCUGAAGGCCGUGCGGAACGGAGACACCGGAGAACUCCAGAGCAUCUUGCAGCGCUGGGAAGGAUCGGUGAACGUGAACUUUUACGACCAAACUGGCCAAACGGCUCUCCACCAGAGCUGUAUGAACGGUAAUCUAGAGCUGGUGAAGCUUUUGGUGAAAUUCGGUGCUGACGCCAGGCUGGCGAAUAGAGACGGCUGGAGUGCUCUACACAUAGCGGCGUACGGGGGACACAGGGACAUAGCACUUUACCUUAUAGCCAACACCCACAG